CAAACAUCUAGGAGUAAAAUUCUAACACAGAAUCAUUUCACACUGUAGUGUUUCAUGCAUUAGACACCUCAAAAGCGUUCCUCUACUCGAGGCAAAAAGCAGGGUUUAGAACAGCAGUAACCCAGAGUUAAGUGUCUAGCAUCAAGGUGCCAUUAUGCUAUGUUUACACUGCAGCAACAAUCUUGCAAAGCCUCUGUUUUGUCCACUACAUGCCCAAUACAAUCAUCAUAUUAUACACACGAUUACAAUUGGAAAGAUGCAAGCUUGGAUAUAGCAUCAGUUUAAUACAUUUUUGCAAACCCAUCCAGAGAAUCUGUCAGCUUUCUGAUGUUCUAGGUUGCUCUCAAUUCAACAAACCACCAUAUUUACUCCUGCCCCUGCUUCAUUAAGUCUACAGGGAGAAGAGCUGAUCCAUCAACGAAAGUCCCAAGCUCAAGAAUGAUCCUAUAUAAAUAUGCCGAUGGCUGGUAGUAUAAUGAUAUUGUCGCAGCUCUGAACGAGUUCUUCAUCACAGGUGAAGCAAAAGCCAGACAACAGGCAUCAUGAGCUCCAUGCAGGCAGACUCCUCUACAAAUGUGACCUUUGUUCGUCCUGCAGCAUUUUUCAUCAGUGGUUUUUUUAAUAUGUCACAUGCAAAAUAUUACUAUGUGUUCUUGUCUUUAGUGUAUGUUGUGACUGUUUUGGGGAAUUCAUUUAUCAUGUGUAUCAUUUAUUUGGCCCGCAGACUUCACACGGCCAAAUACAUUGCUGUUUUUCAUCUGGCCCUUUCUGAUCUGUGUGGAAGCUCAGCUUUGAUUCCAAAAGUCAUGGACACAUUUUUAUUUGACCACCAGGUUGUUUCAUAUGAAGCAUGUUUGGCAAAUAUGUUUUUUGUAUAUCAUUUUAUGAAUCUGCAAUCUUUGACACUACUUGUUUUGGCUUAUGACAGACUGGUUGCUAUUUGUUUUCCUCUACGGUAUCAUGCCAUUGUAACCAAACCAGCCAUGUUUCUGAUCAUAGGGGUGAUGUGGAUUUUUUCUGUAACAUAUUUAUCUGUACUUGUAGGUUUUGUGAAUACACUCUCUUUUUGUAGAUCUGUUGUUAUUAAUAGUUACUUUUGUGAUCAAGGACUUAUCUAUAGACUAGCUUGUAAUGGAAAUUCUUUAAAUGUAUUGAUGGGAAAAAUUAGCUUUGGUCUCCUCAUGUGCACACCACUCAUACUGAUCAUCAUCACAUAUUUCUGCAUUUCUCUGGCUCUGUUUAAGAUUGCUCAUGGUGCUGACCGGGUCAAAGCCAUAAAAACCUGCACCUCACAUCUCAUGUUGGUGGCAAUUUUGUAUCUCCCAGUUUUAAGUAAUAACAUUGCUGCUGCCACAACACCGAUCCAUCCAAACACCCGGUUAAUUAACAUUUCAUUGACACAGACAAUACCACCUAUGCUGAAUCCCAUCAUAUACACUCUAAAGACGGAGGAGGUCAUGCAAUCCAUAAAAGAACUGUACAAACGCAGUAGGGUGUGUGCUACUAUAGAAAUAAAUAUAAAAUGCAAUGGGAGAAUUUAAAAUGAUUUAAAAAGAUUUGGUUCUUAUCAAUAUUA
Onychostoma macrolepis is the source of this 1576-nucleotide messenger RNA. Its product is annotated as olfactory receptor 1073-like. NCBI's taxonomy places the organism in Eukaryota, Metazoa, Chordata, Actinopteri, Cypriniformes, Cyprinidae. Gene Ontology annotation, molecular function: G protein-coupled receptor activity; olfactory receptor activity. The transcript has 3 exons. Gene Ontology annotation, biological process: G protein-coupled receptor signaling pathway. Gene Ontology annotation, cellular component: membrane. Bases 543 to 1541 code for a protein of 332 amino acids. The record is from RefSeq and is a predicted model, not a curated record.